Messenger RNA from Bolinopsis microptera, 1472 nucleotides. Its product is annotated as histone H3-like. The record is from RefSeq and is a predicted model, not a curated record. Bases 1 to 456 code for a protein of 151 amino acids. Gene Ontology annotation, molecular function: DNA binding; structural constituent of chromatin; protein heterodimerization activity. Gene Ontology annotation, cellular component: nucleosome; nucleus. Lineage: Eukaryota; Metazoa; Ctenophora; Tentaculata; Lobata; Bolinopsidae. The transcript has 4 exons.
AUGUUAAGUAUGGCAAGAACUAAACAGACCGCUCGAAAGAGUACUGGAGGAAAGAUAGACCGGGCACGGAUCUUGGAGGCUAAGAGAGGCAAGAAUGUAGGGACGAAGACCAGAAAAGGAAAGAGCAAGGGGGAGGUAGCCGGAGUCAAGAAGAAGCACAGAUGGAGGCCCGGUACGGUAGCUCUGCGUGAGAUCAGAAGGUUCCAGAAGUCUACGGAGCUGUUGAUCCCACGAUCUCCUUUCUUGAGGCUGAUGAGGGAGGUGAUUAACGAGGUGAAGCAGGGUCCCAGUCAGAUGAGAGUGCAAGUUGGGGCUGUCGGCGCUCUGCAGGAGGCUGCAGAGGCGUAUCUGGUGGGACUGUUUGAGGAUACCAACCUGUGUGCUAUCCAUGCUAAACGUGUCACAAUCAUGCCACGUGACAUCCAUCUUGCUCAACGACUACGAGGCAGAGGUUAAAUACCUCUAACAUAAAACAGAGUGACUGAUAACGUACUUGCUCCGGUUACUGGCGGGAGGGGUGCUAUAUUUAUCUGACACGUGAUAGCGAAUAACCAAUUGGCAUGUAGCAUCGAGCAAUUUAAUCCUAGAAACAAUGUCACGUGUCAAAUCAAGUAUGGUUCACCUCCCGAUCACUAUCCGGGCGUAUUGUUCCGGAAUUUGGUUCCAAAUUGAAGGCCAAGAAGACAUUUUAUUACUUAUGUUCUAUUUAAUAUUCUAUGUUAAAUAUUAUGGAUAAUUAGCAAAUUUAGCAUGUUUUCGGUUAUAUUCUGACAUUGAAAUGCUAUUUCGAUGAGGAAACUAUUUAUCUUUUAAUCACAUCAUUUGGUAGACUACUUGUUAUUUGAUUGUGAUUCCCUGCAACUUUGCCAACCUAUUUAGGGAUCUACCACAUAUUGAGUAAGCUAGAUUAUGACCUUUUCAGACUUCUUCACCUAACCCCGUAAGCCAGAUUGUGACCUUUUCAGACCCAUUCAGCCACUUCACUCAUUAGACUUUUCCAAACCAUCUUUCCUAGACUGGCUUUAUAAUAUGUGAAAGAUCCCUUUAUUAAUACGGCUAUUAUUUCGAGUUGUAUUAUAUUUUCCAGCAGCGUCAGCAGUAACAUACAUUGUUUAUUAAUGAUUAACAAGCUGUUAUGUAGUGCGAACAAAACUAUUGCAAUUUAGUGUUACCUUGUUAAACAGGCUAUUUUUACUAAGAACAAUAUUUGCUAAACUGUAUUUUAAUUUAGAGGAAUAUAUAUUUACUAGAACAAAAGUUUUGGUAAUAUUUCAUGUUUGAAAUAUUUUCGUCACGAUUUCAUAAUUCAUACUGGCGUUUUCCAAGUAACAUCUUGCACGUCAUUUAACUUAGAUUUACCCAACUUUUAAAGACCUAAAAUAGUUAAAGUUUAUUUCAAUCUUCUUUCUCAGAACUAUUUUAAUAGUUGAAAAAUGUUCACCAGUAAUAAUUAUUUUAUCGCUGCUUUAUAA